Molecule: messenger RNA, 4287 nt
Organism: Paramormyrops kingsleyae
Lineage: Eukaryota; Metazoa; Chordata; Actinopteri; Osteoglossiformes; Mormyridae
Source: RefSeq, a predicted model, not a curated record
CCAGGAAGCCAGGGCACGGAGCAUUUCGAAAACAUGCACUUCGCAAUGGUAUUUAGGGUCAUUCUCUGGCAGGGAUUCUCCACAGAUCCAUAAGUCUGAAUCUGACUGAAAGGUUUACCAUUAACAAAUGAAAAACAAGGUUUUUAGGGUUUUUUUGUGCAAAAGUGUAACUCUUAGAAUGGGUCCCUUCGCAAAAAUACUUUAAUAAAUAAAUAACUAAGCAGAGUGAUACUUUAUUGAUCCCUGUAGGAAAACCGCCUUUUCACCCAUCCAGUCUCGCUUUGUAUGAGACAUACAGGUGAGAGAAAAAAUCCGACCCUGGGUUUGAAGUAAGUGACUUUACUGGUUGCUUGCGAUUGGUGCUCGUCGGGCGUCUCUUUUUGGCUGCUUGUUUGCGUGUGGCGUGAGGUUUGAACCCCACGGGUUGAGCUGGGGGUCACUGUGAGCAGCACCUCCUAAAGUUAGGACACCAAAGAAGUUGUGGGGCGACGCUAAGAAUUUAGGAAGUGUCUGAAGACCCAUCAGGCAGCCGUGAUUUGUCGAGUUAGGACGUGAGCGUAGUCUCACACCUUGUUAAUGAGAAAGGGGAGUGCAGAAUGGCCAGACUCAAAAAAGCUACCAAGAUGACCAGAAGUACAAAAAUAGCAGAUCAAUGCAGCAAGCAUCUGUAGAGGAGCUUUCCAGAGUGCACUUCUCAGGUCUGGAGACAAAACGGGUCCUACCUGGUACUAGCGAGAUCAUACUCAACUGAGUGUGUUUUGAGAGUUUUUGUGGCUUUUCUGGCAGAAUCCCACUCUGAGUAUUCUCUGUCUUGUACAAAAUUGCUUAAAAAAAUGAGAGAGAUCUGCCAGCUUGCCUUGGUAAAAAGUAGCCUCCCUCUACUGUAGUGCUUCUCAACCCAAUCCUCGGGAACAACAGUCAGUCCGUGUUUUUGUGCCCUCCCAGCUCCCUACCAGUCCACAUUUUUGCUCUACGUCUAUUUUUAAUCCAAAGAAUCUAGCCUUGCUCAGUUUAGAACCCAUUGAAUUAACAUAUUUUCCCGGUAGUGCUUAGAAAUGUCUGCCUGGGAGAGAAUGUGCUUUUCGAGCAGGCCCCCUCACAGCCUGGAGUUAGAUGCUGAUGCUGUUCCCAUGGCGACGGGCUAUGCUUGAUCUAAUUGCGAGGACUUUUGCAUCAUGAUGCGGCUGCAUCCCCUGUCUCUCUCUGGCUUUACUGGCAUCCUGAAAAUCGAAGAUUUCAGUUUAAAAUACAAGUGCAGAUGCCUUUAUUUGCACUUAAAAUGUAAUUUUGUCUUAAUGUGUGUCGCUCUGCUGGAUCAUAAUGAAUGAGACCUUUGUGAAAGAGUUCUUAGCCAAAGCUAAAGAAGACUUCUUACGGAAAUGGGAAUGCCCUCCACAGAGCACAACGGGCCUAGAUGACUUUGAAAGGCUAAAGACACUGGGCACCGGCUCAUUUGGGAGAGUUAUGUUGGUAAAACAUAGAGGCACAGAGCAGUACUACGCGAUGAAGAUUCUGGACAAGCAGAAGGUGGUGAAGCUGAAGCAGAUCGAGCACACGCUAAACGAGAAGCGGAUAUUGCAGGCGGUGUCCUUUCCCUUCCUCGUGAAGCUGGAAUACGCCUUCAAGGACAACUCCAAUUUAUACAUGGUGAUGGAGUACGUUCCGGGUGGAGAAAUGUUUUCGCAUCUCAGACGGAUCGGCAGGUUCAGCGAACCUCACGCACGCUUCUAUGCUGCUCAGAUAGUCCUGACUUUUGAGUACCUCCAUUCACUCGACCUUAUCUACAGAGAUCUGAAACCCGAAAACCUUUUAAUCGAUCAGCAUGGCUACAUCCAGGUGACAGACUUUGGUUUUGCCAAAAGAGUAAAAGGCAGAACUUGGACGUUGUGUGGAACCCCAGAGUACCUAGCACCAGAAAUCAUUCUCAGCAAGGGCUACAACAAGGCUGUGGACUGGUGGGCCUUGGGGGUUCUGAUCUACGAAAUGGCAGCUGGCUACCCGCCCUUCUUUGCAGACCAGCCUAUCCAGAUCUACGAGAAAAUAGUGUCUGGCAAGGUACGAUUCCCAUCUCACUUCAGCUCAGACUUGAAAGACCUUUUGAGGAAUCUGCUCCAGGUUGACCUGACCAAGCGGUACGGAAAUCUGAAGAACGGAGUGAAUGACAUUAAAAACCACAAGUGGUUCGCCACAACAGACUGGAUUGCCAUUUAUGAGAGAAAGGUGGAGGCUCCUUUCAUACCAAAGUGCAGAGGUGCAGGCGAUACAAGCAACUUCGACGACUACGAAGAGGAGGACAUCCGCGUGUCUAUUACGGAGAAAUGCGCCAAGGAGUUUCUGGAGUUUUAGAGUGAGCGUGAGGUCACAUCAGGGCUCAGACACUGGGAUCAUUGCACUCUGCUAUGAGCUUGGGAUUGGAACUGAGAUCAUCCAGUUUGUUCAAACAAAUACCUAGUUCCUUCAUUCCAGUGUGUGAUGGAGGUCCUUAUUGCCAUGACCCAUAAUGUGUAGUUAGCACUGACAUAUACCGGCACAUUUAAGCAGAAACACUCCCCAGCGCCCCCCCGUUUUCAAACCGUCGUAGUUGUCCUGAAUGUUCUUUUGCCCCUUGUUUAAAGCAGUGGUAUUUUACAGGUCAAAAAAAUGAUCAGCUAGGAAAGAGUUAACAGACAUCCUUCAGUGUGAUCAAGUGAUCGUCCCUGGCGGUGUCGCAUUUGGUGUGUAAUUUGGGUUCAAUUCGAAGAUACAUGUUGCUUCUAGUUCUUUCCAGCUGGAAUUUGUCUGUUACAUGUCUGGGGAAUUUUAAAACCAAGAGCAAAUCCUAUCUUGGCUAAAAUGAGAAUCUCGAUGACUUCAUUCACAAGUUAGAGUUGCCUGUUCUUUGUGCACAUGUCUAUCAAACGGAUAGCAUCUAAACCGCCAUGUGUGUGUUCAGAGAAUGACCAAAAAUAGAGAUUGAGAGUAUGGCAAGGGGAUAGUGUCGUAGAAACCCGGUACCACUGACCCACAGUCGUUCUUUGUUUGGUCCGAAUUCAGGCCUUUGUACAGCUGGCUACUAUGGACAGUAGCAAAAAACAGGAAACAGUAAGCAGUAGAUAGGUCAUCGUACCAUUUGUAGCAGUGUUUCCAAGUAUAUCAACUCAUAAAUAGCUAAUUUUAUAUUUGAGUUCCUUAAUCCAGGUAUGGAAGUAAUAUAGUCAAUUGCAGGAUGGUACAUUUGACGACUAAACGUUCAGGUGCGACAAAGCGUGGACUCUCAGACUUUAGCCUUUGACAUCACUGUAUAUCUCCACCAUAUGCUCCCACCCAAACAGAAAUGGCCGAUUCACUUGCUCUGUAGCUAGCUAUAAGGUCCGGGGGGAGAAUGGGUCCAGCCUGGUUUGCCUGUGGAACAGUCCUGGUCGAACUGCUUUUCGGCCAGCGUGCGAUAUAUGCUCCGUCAUGAGUUUCUACCGCUUAAGCCGUUUUGCAACAUUCUCAGAAGAGAUUGUAAAACUGCCAUAUUCCCAAGAUGUCCAUUUUUACGUGCGUGUUUCCAAAAUGGUUUAUUUUGUUCUCGCAGCGAUGUAGUUCAGCGGCUGGGUGAUGUGUACGUUAAACACUUGAUUAAGUUGCUUUCACGCACCGACUAAAAAGAGUUGAAGAAUCCUACGUUUGCCAGCUUUUUGUCUCUCUAUUCUGCGUUCGACUCAUUUCAUACGGCACAUUUUGCGUUGUUUCUGAUAUUUGUUUUUAUUUAUACAUAUUAGAGAAAGAUGCUGUCUAAUAAAUUUUAUUUUUAAACUGUUAAGACGGGAUAGUUUUGCUUACUUCUGAAGAUUACUCUGCUCAUGUGUAUGAAAUACUACCCAUGUGAAAAUACUUGCCUCCAUAUAUAUAUAUAGAUUAUAUAUAGCAACUAUAUUUGUUGGUGUGUCAGUUGGUAUGAAUCCUUUUACAGCCCUUAUGUAAGCUACAUGACACCCCUCACUGAAAUAUAUAUAUUUUUAAAUUCACAUUUAUAGCUGUUUCACAAAAACAUUAUGGGCUCCACUGUCAAUUCUAUGUUUUUGAUUUAAUGUUUUGCACAUCAUCUGAAAGGCUGAUGGCAGUUUUUGUUUUUCUUUUUUUGUUUUUUUUGACCACCCCAUUUUUUUUCUGUGUUCAAGGGAAGUACAAGAUACUUUGCUGUAGCAGAAUAUGUAACAAAUGGUCUGUGUGUAUGUGCGUGUGUGCGCGCGCGUGUGUUAUAUAAAGAUACCUAUAUCACAUUAAUAAAAGAACAGAAAAUUCUUUGUAUGAAAAUAUUAA